Astyanax mexicanus (Mexican tetra) is the source of this 1309-nucleotide messenger RNA. RefSeq names its product sialomucin core protein 24-like. Bases 210 to 1124 code for a protein of 304 amino acids. Lineage: Eukaryota; Metazoa; Chordata; Actinopteri; Characiformes; Acestrorhamphidae. The record is from RefSeq and is a predicted model, not a curated record. The transcript has 4 exons.
CCAUAAAGGAAGUAGCGUAGAGAGGCCCUCCCUCUUACCUGCCCGUGUGACGUAGGGCCAACUGUUAAACACUCCUUUCUUCUGGGAGUGGAAAAUGAACAGAGCUCGCUGAAUAAGGAAACAAUAGCCCUUAGAUAAACAUUCAGUUCCUGGUUUCGGCAUUUAGACGUUCUUCAUUCGAGAAGGGUACAAAGAACAUCUGAACAGCCAUGGAUAAGUUCUAUCAUCUUAUUGUGCUGUGUGGUCUUCUGAUUUUACUUUCCUGUGCUCUAACCAACGCUACCACCACUCCCUCAACCUCCACUACAGAGCAAAGUCGGCACACUACAACAGGAAUUCUUACAGGCAACAUUUCAAACUCUUUACCGAACAAUUCAGUUCAAAACAUCAGUACUACAACUCCACCCAACAGCUACUCAGAGACCUCAACAAGCUCUAACAGCACAACAUCUAACAGCCUGAGCAACUCAACAAUUACAAGCCCAACAGUUCAGACCCAGAUUACAACAGUGCAAAUAAAUUCAUCCAUCACAGACACGACUCCCACAAGUGUUGCAACACAGCCUGCCUCGAAACCUGCAACAACUAUAGAGAGCAACACCAGCUUAACAACUCUCAAUUCUUCAGCGGUAACAGCGCAUGGCAACGAGAGCACAUCCGGCACGGCAGCAACAAGGUUAACCACUGAAAAGGCUCCUGGAAACAAAACAAACAAUGAACCCACAGCAGGUGCUAGCCUGAAGCUUCCGGAAAAGUCUAUGACAAUUUUGUUCAGUGUGAUACUUGGUGUCAUAGUUCUCUUAGUUCUGGGGCAGAUCGUUUACAAAGUCAGCAGGAAUAAACACAGAAGUGUCCAGUAUUCCCACCGCCCACUCUAUAACGAAGACACAGGUGAACACUUUGUGGUGCCAGAUGACACACUAGUGAUUUCAGGAGGACUCUAUGAUGGCCCUCAGAUCUACAACCCUACUGUGGCUGCACUAAAUGAUGAAGACCAGCUCACUUUUUCCUACACGCCUACACAGCUGCGCCUAGAGUUCUUGCACGAAGAACAGGGAACAGAUCAAGAUUAUGAAGCUACCAGCUUUGAAACCUUCAAGACAUCUGACACAAGCCAUAAUUAAUCAGAUUUUGUUACUAUGAGAAAAAAAAGACUUUUACUAUAAAAAUACUCUGCAGGAAACAGUGUUUAUUGAGAUAAAAACCAUAGAAUCUGGACUUUUUAGAGUAAUGCCAAGUGGUUCAAAUGUUUCAUUUCAAUAAAGGAUUAAUACAGGAAGCAAUAAACAUCGAACAGUAACACAUUUAA